GUUUGGAAUCAAAACAAAAAGCAUUAUAGCUAUAUUGCUUUUAUAGUGUUCUUUAUAUUUUAGUUUAUUAAAUAUUCCAAGAAAACAAUUGUGUUAACUUUAUGCAACCUUUUCCAAUGGUCCGGUGCUUGUAUUCCAUUUAGUUUUUUGAGACGUCGCCUAAUGUAAAAAUGGAGUCCCAAAAAUACACACUUUCUUCAAUGCGACAUGACAUCGUAGACAACAAUAUGCAUGUUAAGGCUAUUAUUCAAGAUAUUCUGGCAUUUCGUGGAUCGAUAGCAGAACUGGACACAUUAAAUGAAGCUGGUCGGGGCAAGUUAGCUGCACUUAGAAAAUGUAUCGAACGUUUAGACGACUGGGCUCGAGAUGAAGGUGACCAGCAAGUUUUCAAAGAAGUAGACCAGCAUCGGGAGCAAUUCUCCAAAACUCUUCAAGCAUUCCGCAAAGCAAACAUAUCAACUAUGCUAGAAAUCGAGAAACACGACAAGGAGGAGCUAUUCGCCCUAAAUUCCGAUGGUGAAUUACGCCAACGACAUCCUCGUAGUACAUCAUCUAACCGGCCGUCUUUGCUGUCUCAACAAGAAAGUGUAACCGACCGAAUGCGAUCGAUAUCUCAACAGCUGUCGGACACCACAAACAAAAGUGCAGCAACUUUGGAAACUUUGAUUUCCUCCAGUGUCAGUGUGGAAGGAACCCGAGACGAACUGCUUAACACCGCUGGUACCAUUUCGCAAUCUGGAAAGUUAUUGAAAAAAUAUGGUCGACGGGAAUGUACUGAUAAGAUUCUACUAUUUUUCGCAUUCGCUUUCUUCUUGGCUUGUGUGUUUUACAUCAUGCAGAAGAGGUUGUUUUAAAAAGUCAGAUCUCUACGAGUUAAAGACUAUGUUACGUUCUAUUCAAAUUUUACUACACAAAACAUACAUACAUAGGUAAACUAGUUCUUGUUGAACCAUCUAUCUUUUUUCCUACGAGUGUAGUUUGUCCGACCAAAAUAAAUGAUUUUGGUGAUAGAUGGCAUCAAGCACUGCUUCUACAGUCACAUCUAAUCAGCAUUCGAAAUAGUCUGUCAAAAAAAUCGACAUCGCUUUGCGCUGAAAUGUUUCAGCAUGAAUGCACAAAAAAUACUAAAAUGGAUAUGUUUCCAUUAAAACUUCGUAGCAGCGAGUGGAUUAUCCGUUUUCUGUUUGUUUUAGGAUGCGUUCCAAAUCUAUUUAUUAUAUAAUUAAUAAAAAGGACAAUU
Messenger RNA from Malaya genurostris, 1240 nucleotides. It is a transcript of the gene Sec20, whose product is annotated as vesicle transport protein SEC20. Gene Ontology annotation, cellular component: endoplasmic reticulum; SNARE complex. Gene Ontology annotation, biological process: retrograde vesicle-mediated transport, Golgi to endoplasmic reticulum. Bases 171 to 854 code for a protein of 227 amino acids. Lineage: Eukaryota; Metazoa; Arthropoda; Insecta; Diptera; Culicidae. The record is from RefSeq and is a predicted model, not a curated record. The transcript is spliced from 3 exons. Gene Ontology annotation, molecular function: SNAP receptor activity.